Messenger RNA from Pseudovirgaria hyperparasitica, 3582 nucleotides. RefSeq lists its product as uncharacterized. The record is from RefSeq and is a predicted model, not a curated record. The transcript is spliced from 2 exons. The coding region runs from base 104 to 3154 and encodes 1016 amino acids. NCBI's taxonomy places the organism in Eukaryota, Fungi, Ascomycota, Dothideomycetes, Acrospermales, Acrospermaceae.
AAAUACUCCUGUUCUGCACCACCCCCAGUUCACGCUGGAACCCGAAUCCAGAGCGGCUAUGUCAUAUAUGCAAUCACUCGCCAUAUUCCUAGAUUAACUAAUUAUGCCACAUACGCCGCCACGUACGCGCGCCUCCGCCGACAUGCUCGACAAACAAUGGCUCGAGACCUCAGCAGCCGCAGAUUUCCUCGAUCCCAACACGCUACCUAUUCCAAAAGUACGCAAAGCAUGGGAAAGAACACCACAAAGCCCGUUCAAGAAGGGGCAAGGGCGAAAAAAAGUAUGGAGGCGGCACCAGAUUGCUGAACCAAAGGCUGGAGACAGACUCGAGCUUGGAACGGUCCGCGUGGUGAAAAAGCAAUGCCUUGAGGGGGGAGGAAUUGCUGAAGCUAAAGAAGAUGUUGAUCAGUUCGAUAACAAGCGCAAGAGGGGCGCUGCGGUCGCAACCCGAACAGAGAGGAAAGGCGCGUCGCCGAGAAAACGACGUAUAGCUCGGCGAAGAACUAGCACAGUCAUACCGAGACUAGAUCUUCAAGAACAUGAUAUACCUCCUCCAGAGCAAAGCACGCGACCUACGAGUCCCGUCGCGAAAACCCUCGAAGCCUACAGAGACGGAGAUGAAGUCGAAGAUAGCGAACCUCCAGAGCAGAGCACGCGACCUACGAGUCCCGUCGCGAAAACCCUCGAAGCCUACGGCGACGGAGAUGAAGUCGAAGAUGGCGAACCGUGUUCAGACCCAGUAACUACGUCUCCAAUACAGUCACAAACAAUUCUUAACGAGGAACGUUCUGUCAGCCCACAAGGAUACACUAUUCAAGAUCCGUCUGCUGAAGCAUCGUUCGUCUCGUUGGAUGAUGUGGAACCUGAAGUCGAAGCGUCAGAACAUGAUGCUAACGAAGAAUACGACGAGACCAAUGAGCAAGCCCCCGACCGACUCUCGGAGCAACAUACGUAUUCAGAGCAGGAAAUGUUCAUUGACGAACCCGUAGAGGGCCUCAGCACAAUCUAUGAAGACGAGACAGAAGACGACAACUCCUUAGCACAAGUUAACAUCAUAGAAUGCUCCGAUGACCAAGCACAUUCUAUCCUUGGCUCUGACAGGUCUCGCACCACUGAUCUGACAGUAAAAGAUGAAACUAUCGAAACCACUCUUCCGAUCGAUGGCCCGCAAGAUGUUGAAUAUGUCGAACGCAUCAUCGAACCACCUCAGAAGGAUGAACAACAAAACGAAGAAUCUCGUCUAGGUCUAUCACUCCUCGAAAGAGACGCUUCAACCGUCAUGGAUGAGAGUCCAAAGCCAGAGCCAGUUGCUACGUCCGUCUUAGAACAUAGUAUAUCCCAAGUGGAUGACACCCUAGCAAAUGAGGUAGAAGUGGAACUUGUUCAAGAAGUUGCAACAGAAAACGCAAUUGAACUUAGUGAAGAAAUAGAAGAAAGCGAGUCUACCAUCAUAGACCGAACCGCCACAGAUGAUGCGCCUGCCGAUUCGACGGCCACUCUCCAAAUUACGUUUGGCGGAGAGGCCUGUGCGACUUCAGAAGAUGCUAAAGCGGUGUUUGAGAACAAAGACCAGCUCGCAGAAGAGAUGUUUGCCCAGACAGAGGCUGCUAUCAGCACUCCGAAACAGAACGGCGCCGUGGUGUGCAAGCCAUAUAUCAUUGAAGGAGAGGCUGCCAGCGUAUCGACUUUGGACGAAACUGACGAGCUCACAUUAGACAGCCAAUGUGCAGACAGUGAAUGUGUAGAUGCUACAAACGACACGGUGACAGCAGAUGAAGAAAUCGCCAGCAGUACUGAUGCUGCAUCUAUUGCGGAUGGACUGACAUUGGACUUGGAUUUGAACUUAGCUUUUCAGAGCACCCCCAGGAGAUCUCCGAGAAAAGCAGAAGAAACUGUGAUUUCGCGACUGGAACAACUUCCCGACGACAUCACCACCGAUUUAGAUGCUGAUACCGCAAUUCUGAAGGAUUUUCUCAGUCGAGCAGCAGCAAGCAAAGCCAACCGGUCUAAUAUCAUACACAAACGCGAAUCCCUCUCCAAUCGUCGCGACUCAGAUGCGAUCAAGCAAGCUCUUGCAUCCCCUCGAAAAGCUCUAGAAGAUAAAGACCCUAAUUCUCCCUCGCCUCGCAAAAAGCUGGUCAAAGACAUGCCAUCUUCGCGCUCGGCCAAGGAUCUUCUGGCUCAAGAUGUAGACGAUAUGGAGGACGACACCAUGAGACUCGAUGACACAAUGAAGCUCGACGACGCAACUAUCCCGUCGACACGCCGCAGCGUCCGGACCCGCAGCUCUCGCAUACCACCGCCUUCAACUCUUCCUACACCUAAUCGUAUCUCAAUAAGGACAUCUUCCCAGGAACCUGUGGUCGCUUCAAAAAAAACGGAAGCUCAGGAGCUGGCUCUACUGACUAGGAAUAAUACACGGCGCAACAAAGGAUCGGCAUUGAAUGCAUUUUCACGGCUCAAGAAACUUGAGACUGAGACCGCACUGGAUUCGCCAUACCACAGCUCUGAUGAUGAAACGACCCGGAAUCUGCCUGGUCGACAUAUACGCUGGGACGAGCAGCUCGCGUACUUUCAGGACUCGGAAGGGAAAUCGGUGCAACUCACGGCAGCGCUUCCUGUUCCUACGCUUGUAGCUGCCGAGAAGGCUGCAGAGGCUGUAGAGCAGGGGUCGGGCACGGCGGGCGACUCGAGGAAGCGUAAAUCGAGGGAUUCGGAAGCAUCAUCUACUCCUAAGGUCCGAAGGAUACGUGGUCUGGGUGCAUCGAAUGGUACGCCGGGCAAAGGUCUGCUUACGACAGUAUCAUCCUUCUUGCCAGAUGCCGUUCAAGAACAGCAGGCGCAGUCGCAAGCUAGGGUGAGCAAGGAGGAACAGCGAUUGACAAAGCCCACAAAAUCCAAGCGCACGACGAAGUCCAGCGCAGAAGCUACAACUACGAGUCCAAAGACCCCAGCCUCUACACCUGUGACUCAGGUCAUAGCUACGAUGGCUGACGCAACGAAGUCUGCUGUACUUGCAAAACCAAAGCAAACCAAAAGCAGGUUGGCAGCGCCGAAGAAGGUUAUCCUGCCCGGGUCAGCAGCAGAUAAGGCAGCCAGUGAGGAGAAGCCAACAAGUGCCACUCCAGCGAGGCGCAGGGCGCGGAGAGUAUGAGAAUCUGAUAGGUGGUGUGAAGCAGUGUUUUUUGCGAAAUUUAGCGCGUUGGCAGGACAUUCACUUGAGAUUAGCAUGGAAACAUAUUGCAUGGCAUCUGAAUAACUCGCAUGAGUUUGGAGUUGGCAUUCGACAUACUGCAGUCGGUCAAGGCGGAUUUGAGCCUUUUACGCGGUCGUUGACUUUCUGUAAAUACUUGGGUGCCUUUGGGGUUCGUUGGCUUUCUUCUGGAUCAUGAUACAGGCGUAUGUUAGCUCGUAGAUACGAGAUAUUCAUGAUGGCAACCAUGCCACCCGCGGCGUAAACACUUUUUCUCCUGGACAUGGACUUCCACCUGGCAGUGUGUUUGUAGCUGAGUAAGCGAUGCUGGUUCCGAGUGAGUGGUGCGACACUAAUUAAUGGAUGGAUUUGCGAUUCCACAAUGGCAU